Messenger RNA from Acyrthosiphon pisum (pea aphid), 962 nucleotides. RefSeq names its product DDB1- and CUL4-associated factor 12-like. The transcript is spliced from 3 exons. The coding region runs from base 93 to 344 and encodes 83 amino acids. The record is from RefSeq and is a predicted model, not a curated record. NCBI's taxonomy places the organism in Eukaryota, Metazoa, Arthropoda, Insecta, Hemiptera, Aphididae.
AAAAAAUUCCUGCAAGAUAUAGCGGAUGUGGAAUUAGGUCUUUAAGUUUCCAGGAUAAUAUAAUUACAAUUGGUACAGGUGUUGGUGUUAUAAUGUUCUAUGAUAUACGGGCUGCAAAGUAUUUGGAAUCUAGUAUUAACUCCAGUAGAGCAGUUGUGUUAAAAACAAGUAGAGGUUAUGUUUAUCCUGAUGAAGAUUUCAUGGUGGAUCAAGGAUUUCAACAAGUCGAAUAUACACCGGCAAUUUAUACACAUUGCUACGAUUAUUCAGGAACCAGAUUAUUUUCUGCUGGUGGACCGUUACCAGCUAAUUUAUGUGGAAAUUAUGCAGGCUUAUGGCAAUAAUAUUAUUGCAAUUUAUUGUUUAAAUAUCAUUUGUGGUAUUCUCUUACUACAUAAAAUAUUUCUUCAAACAAUAGAUAAAAUAUUUUGGUAUUUUGUGAAUGGCAUUCCUCGAGUCAUUAAAAAAAAAGUACAAAAUAUUGAACAGUAUUAUUGUACAAGCAAGUUAAUUGUGCUAUGUAAUAAUCAAUAUUUUAUCUAAUUGGUUUUCAGAUUUGAACUUGAAAUACUGAGCUUAUAUAAAGUAUUUCAUGUUCUAGGAGUAAGAACUAAGACUAUACUUGGCUGGAAUGAGUGUUUUUAUCUAAUAAUUUUAUUGAAAUAAACAUCUUCAAUUUUAAAAUUAAUGUAAAAAUAAUUAAAUAAAGUUUCAAUGUGUAGCAAUUGAAUACUAUAGUUUAAGAAACAUUCAUUCGUCUUGUAUUAAAAUAAUCAACUACUAUAUUUCUUUUUUUUUCAUUUGGUUUGGUUUUUAAUAAUAUUUCAAAUUAUAAUUAACAAUUUUAGAAAUAGAAAACAAUAUUCAUUAUUAAAAUAUUAAUAUAUUCCUUGAUACAUCAAAUAAAAUUUGUAGAGAUGGUUUAUUUAUUUAAAAAAUAUAAAUAUAAUGUUUUAUUUUUU